GCGGGAAAUAUAAGAAAAGUCAUAGUCGGUAUCAAAAUAACGCUUCGGAAGUAUCGAAAUAAAUUCAAAUAAUAUGACCUGUAUAUUUUUAAUUGCUUGUGUUCUCGUUUCUUUUGCUGCUGCGCAAGAAGAUCUUUAUGAGCAGCAUCCUGAGUAUCCGAGUGGUUUAAAUGAUUUUAAUUAUCAAAACAGUUAUAAUUAUCGUUGGAUGACGAUUAAGUAUGUGGGGAUAAGAUUCCCGGAUUCGGUGAUCGUUACCGAGGAAAAUGGGUCCAAUUACUAUGGGUGUGUUGGUGUACCGGUCAGCAAGAAGCAUGUGCUGAUUGCUAGAUCGUGCAGAAUUGAUUUGAGUAAGAGUUUGGUGGCGGUAGCUGCUGGGGCUGUUGAUUGGGACCAAGAAAAUUCGUAUCGUAGAGUUGAAAAAGUUGAUAAAGUUGGGGAUUAUUUGGCUGUUGUUACUUUACAAAAUAAAAUAACUGAAAAUAUUCAAAUCUUUACUCUGCCUUCGUCAAAUAUUCAAAUUCAUGACGUUUACGAAUCAUUCGGAUGGAGCUCAAUGUGCCCCGGAGUCAUGGGAAAAAAUCGCAAAGGCACUUUCGACAAAUUAAUAUCAAUUGUUGAUCAAGCAAAAUGUGGAACAAUUGAUCCGACUCUCGCUUGUGCUCAAGAUAGUUCUCGAAAAAUCGGCAAAUCAUCGCCUAUUGUCAAUGGUCGUAUUAUCGUCGGAUUCACUGAGUUUGAAUGCUCAUCAAAGGGUGGCGCCAUAAAAGUAUUUCCAUUUGUUAAUCACAUUAAUAACAUCAUUAAAAAUAAUUAAUGAUUAAUCAAAAAAAAUAUGUUAAAAAAAAUUAUCUAAACAACACUGACAAUAAAUACGUGAUCUGAAUAA
Microplitis demolitor is the source of this 889-nucleotide messenger RNA. RefSeq lists its product as uncharacterized. Lineage: Eukaryota; Metazoa; Arthropoda; Insecta; Hymenoptera; Braconidae. The transcript has 4 exons. The record is from RefSeq and is a predicted model, not a curated record. Gene Ontology annotation, molecular function: serine-type endopeptidase activity. Gene Ontology annotation, biological process: proteolysis. The coding region runs from base 74 to 817 and encodes 247 amino acids.